Molecule: messenger RNA, 1776 nt
Organism: Caenorhabditis bovis
Lineage: Eukaryota; Metazoa; Nematoda; Chromadorea; Rhabditida; Rhabditidae
Source: the annotation of a GenBank genome assembly
AUGAGCAGUCUCUAUAUUCCGCUGGUGCUGCGACUUGAAGUAGAAGAUCAUUCAAAAACAAUCAACUCGUUUUUUGACGAUUCCCAAGCAACUUCUGAUUCGCCGACUGCUGGAGAACGCACACGUCGUCGCCUCAUUACCGGUAUGAAAAAAAGAAAUGUAAUCCCGAAAAAAGAAACAGGGGCGCCACCAACUAUUGGUGAAUCGGUGUCUAAGCCUUCACAUGAGUAUCAUAAAGGUCGGCGGACGUAUUCUGAAGUAUUGGUUUCUACAUUAGAAGCUGAUAAACUUCUGAGUACACCGUCAUCGUCAUCAACAACUUCACUGAGUAAAAAACAGAAAUCGUCGAAAAAAACCAAAACAUUAGAUUUGGAACAUACCAGCUACUAUUAUGGCAAUCCGUUGACCGAAAAAACUGAAGGAAUAAUGCAUUUCUAUAAGUACACAGAUGAAAAACUCAUGAAAGCGGCCCAAUGUCGUAUGCUUUGCAUGCUGGCCGUUCCUGCUCAAGUCAGCGUUCGUGAAAUUAUUACAUUUUUGCGUCCGGCUCUUCCAGCAAUCGAAAAGAUAAAAGUGGUUCGUGAUACAUCGCCGAAUCAGUAUAUGCUGAUAAUUAAAUUUAAGGAACAUAAUGACGCUGUUACAUUUUAUGAGGAAUAUAAUAACUGCCAAUUCAACGAUCUUGAACCUCAUAAAUGUGUUCUUUUAUUUGUUGAUCGAAUCGAAUGUACAACUUCGGAUGAUUUGUUGUCAACUUCAUCGGCUGGACUCACUGAGCUACCAACAUGCGCCGUUUGCCUCGAGAAAAUGGACGAAAGUGUUUUGGCAAUUUUGUGCAAUCACACUUUUCAUGCGCUCUGUCUUGAACAAUGGGCUGAUAACACUUGUCCCGUAUGCCGAUACAUUCAAUCGCCAGAGGUCGUUGCCGAACAGCGUUGCAAUGAUUGUGGGCAAAGUUCGGAUCUUUGGAUCUGUCUAAUUUGCGGAAACAUCGGAUGCGGAAGAUACGCUUCUCAGCAUGCGCAAAAGCAUUGGGAACUCACCUCACACACGUAUAGUAUGAAGGUUGGAGGUGAACGUGUUUGGGAUUAUGCUGGUGAUAAUUAUGUGCAUCGGUUGAUUGAAAACGAUUCUGAUGGAAAAUUGGUGGAAUAUCAAAGGGAUCAGGAUUCGAGCUCUCAAGAUAAAAAUAGCAAAGAUGAUAAGCUUGAAGGCAUUAAGUUGGAAUACACCCUGCUUUUAACUGGGCAACUUGAAGAUCAAAGAAAGUUUUUCGAAGGUCGCCUAGCGGACGUCGAACAGGCAAUGGCGAAAAUGGAAAAAGUUGCAAUGGCUCAAGUGGAAACCCUAGAAGCUCAAAUCAGCGAACAAUCACAAGAGCUAAAAGAAGUGAAGUCGCAGCUAAAUGAAACGAUCAAGCAAAAGAGUGCCUUGGAGAAAAAAUUGGCGACUGUGAUGGAUAAGAAUGCAAAGUUAUCUGCGAAGCUAAAAGACGAGCAAGACAUCAAUCAGAUGCUGCGAAAAGAUCAACAGGGGUGGAAAGAUCAGUUGGAAAAACUGACAGCGUCAUCCAAGAUUUCUACUGAAAAAUACGAAAGAACCGUCGAAGAACUGCAAAGUCAAGUCAACGAUUUACUCAUGCAUUUCGAAUCGCAAGAGAGAAUUAAAGAACAGCUUGCGAAUGGAUCGGUUACCCAAAAGGAAAUUGCUCAAAGCCAAGUUGGUGUUCAGAAUAGCCCUUCAAUGAGUAAACACUCGAAAAAAGGGAAGAAAUAA